ACCACGAUGCAGAAAGCAGUUUUGCGCAUGCGCAGUUGCAUCAUUCGGCAUGUCCGACGACUCCGGAAAUUACGAUGCAGGCAUUUCAGAAGAGGAGCCCCAACCGGAAAAAGAGGUAGUGGAAGUCAUUCUCGACAAGAGAGAGAGAGGCUUGGGCUUUAACAUUCGUGGCGGUGUUGACAAUCGAUAUUUGCCUGAUGACCCUGGCAUCUUCGUUACAACAAUCAAACCGGAUGGUGCUGCAGCAAGAGAUGGGCGUUUACAACGAGGCGAUCAGAUUCUAGAGAUAAAUGGUGAAAAUGUACAGCGUGUGAAGCACUUCGAAGCUGUGCAACUAUUCCACAAGUCAAAAGAACAAAUUACUCUUCUCAUCAAGAAAGGUGUUGCACCUAACCCACCAGAAGAAGUACAAGACUAUAAGGUUUCAGCACCUGUACAAGGAAUGUACAGAAAGCAUUUUGUUCUGGGUGGUUUGGUGCUUGUUGCUGUAGCAUUGGUGUUCUGGCGGUACACUCGUCAUUGACAUUCUGUAUGUGGACAUAGACUGUUGAAAACAGUUCUGUCUAAUGGAACUGACUGUAAGCCUCGAUAAAACUUCUUAGUUGUCUACAA
Messenger RNA from Corticium candelabrum, 612 nucleotides. Its product is annotated as synaptojanin-2-binding protein-like. The record is from RefSeq and is a predicted model, not a curated record. Gene Ontology annotation, cellular component: cell junction; basolateral plasma membrane. The transcript has 5 exons. Gene Ontology annotation, biological process: receptor clustering; embryo development; cell-cell adhesion. Gene Ontology annotation, molecular function: protein binding. NCBI's taxonomy places the organism in Eukaryota, Metazoa, Porifera, Homoscleromorpha, Homosclerophorida, Plakinidae. The coding region runs from base 50 to 523 and encodes 157 amino acids.